Molecule: messenger RNA, 1061 nt
Organism: Engraulis encrasicolus (European anchovy)
Lineage: Eukaryota; Metazoa; Chordata; Actinopteri; Clupeiformes; Engraulidae
Product: immunoglobulin kappa light chain-like
Exons: 4
Coding region: 88-855 (255 amino acids)
Biological process (GO): immunoglobulin production; immune response
Source: RefSeq, a predicted model, not a curated record
AUGAGUGCUGGGCGCCUCAGUGCCCUCGGAGUGUUUAUACUGCAGCCUCAGUAGUGCACAUGUCUGACUUCAGACUGUCACAUCUGAAUGGACAACAAGAUGGCUUUAGCUCUCAUCCUCAUCUGGACACUCACUCUCUACUGCCAAGGAUGUGAAGGCCAGAUUACUGUGACUCAGACUCCAGCAGUGAAAGCUGUUCUUCCAGGACAAUCUGUAUCAAUCAGCUGUAGAACCAGCAGUGCUGUCUACGUUGGCUAUUGUUACCAUGGAGGAGGUGGAGGCCAUCAAUGUCUCCACUGGUACAAGCAGCAGUCUGGAGAAGCUCCCAAACUCCUGGUAGAGGGUGCUAAAUAUCCCCAGACUGGUACUCCAUCCAGAUUCAGUGGCAGUGGAUCUGGCAGUGACUUCACUCUGACCAUCAGUAAUGUCCAGGCUGAGGAUGCAGGAGUUUACUACUGUCAGAGUUUACACUAUCCCAACAGUAAAUUGUCUGUAUCACUGUGGUACACGUUUGGAGGAGGCAGCAGACUUGACGUGGGAAGUGACACCACUCCCAAACUGACAGUGCUGCCCCCCCUGGACACCAGCGGGAGUUCGGCCACGCUCGUGUGCCUGGCUAACGGAGGCUUCCCGUCCGACUGGAGCCUGAGCUGGUCUGUAGCGGGGAGCAGCAGGAGCGGGGAGACAAGUCUCUGGGGCCCACAGAAGGACGGCCUGUACAGCUGGAGCAGCACCCUGACCCUCCCUCUCCAGGAGUGGACCCAGGACGUCCCAGUGACCUGCCAGGCAACACGGGGCUCCCAGACUGUCACCAAGAUCCUGAAGAAGUCAGAUUGCUCUUCGGCUCUACUUUAAUGUCUGCCAUUAUUCUGAUUUAGAGUAUGUCUCAUAGGGACUCUUCCUCUUGUCCUCCCUCUAAGUGUGUGCAGCUCUAAUGACUUUUUCUUUAAUCAUCCAUUUUUCAUUCUGUCAUAUCAUUUGAGAAUCUGAAGAUGUUGUUGCUUUGAUGUUUUCUGGACGUUGACCAUUUCUUAAUAAAGAAAUUCAAUCCGAUUGUAGAC